This is a messenger RNA of Vitrella brassicaformis, 2456 nucleotides long. The record is from the annotation of a GenBank genome assembly. NCBI's taxonomy places the organism in Eukaryota, Vitrellaceae.
UGGACUCACACUUGGCUGCACACUUGCAAAAUUGGCCUUGUGGACUCAUGUCUGUAGCAGUGUCUUGAAAUGUACACCAAGCAAUGAAGACAUGUAUGUAUCACGUAAGUAUGCAAGUAUGGAGAGAGGAAAGCUGAGGUAGCCGUCUUGCCCGUCUCCCCCGCUGAUCGUCAUGCUGGAAAAAGAGCACCCCAAGAGCAUUCGUUGAGCCAGGUAAGUAGCAAGACAGCCGCUCACAGACACGCAUGAAUGCAUCACGCCAAUUCACCCACCCACCCACCACAUACCCAUGUGUGUGGCACUAUCUGACUCUGUACGGACGGAUCCGUCAACGCAUACGUACAGGCAGUAGUACACACACCACACCACACAAUCAAUGCACCACACCGACCACUGUCUACCAGUGAGUGAGUGCAAAAAUCAAACAACGAGUGGAUGGAUCAUCCAUGUCAUGCAGAGGCGUACUCGCCUGAUCGAUGGAUCAAUAUUCCAGUGAGCCAGCCAGCACGUCGUGAAAGGGCAAUUGCGUUGACACAAAGGGGUCUGUAUGUCUCAUCAUCACGUCAAUCAGUAGACUCACUCCCAUCUCUUCAUUGACAUACAACAUAGCAGCAGACAGCUGGCGGCGAGGCGAGGCGGGCAAAAACACUUGAGUGUGACAACAGGCAGACAAGCAACAGGGAGGGAGGGAGGAGGGCAGCUGGGGAAAGACCGUACGAGGGUGCACUCAUUCAUGCAGCAUUCGUGGAGGCAACAACAAGAGGGGACCGAUGUCACUACACCAAAGCUGCCCCCCUCCUCUCCUUGCCUGUCUGUCUGUCUGUCUGUCGCCUCUCCCCUCUGCACUCUCCCCUGUCCCUCUCAGACCUCGACAAGCUUCUUUUCUUCCGCAAAAGUGGCCGGGAGGCUGUCGCCCAUGAGCAUCUCCAUCCUCAUGUCCUCCUCCGCCUCGGCGCUCUCGUCCACGACCUCCUCCUCUCCCUCGAUCGCCUCGCCCUCCACACCAGGUGGCACAUCCAUCGUCUCCUGGAUGCGUGCAAACAUCUCCAAGGCAUCCUUGAGGUCGAUGCCCUCAGGCGUCAUGCCGCCCGCUGCCGCCUCGGCGGUCAGCUGCGCCUGCAGUGCCUCCGCCCCGCCAAUGAUCUCCGACACCUCCUGGGUGAUGACGGCUUGUCGCUUCUUCUGGUAGUCGAUCAUGAGGGUGCCGGCGACCUCCUUGGCGUUGUCAGUGGCGGCCUGCAUGGACCGCAUGCGCGCCCCCAGCUCUGCGGCGACGGCCUCCUGCAGACACCGAAGGACCUGCCCCUCGGCGUAGACGGGGAGGAGGGCGUUGAUGAUGGUGAUGGGGUCCUGCAGCAGCUCGAGGUUGUCGAUGUCCGCCGCCCGUGCCGGGGAGAGCUCUCGCUUCUCGACUCGCACCUUGCCGGAGGUGGGGCUGGUGGUGAGGGUGAAGAUCUCGUCGCCCUCGGUCUCGAUGCCCUGGGGGGUGAGGGGCACGAGGGUGCGGAUGGCGGGCUCGCUCUUGAGGAGGUUGAUGAACUUGGUGUAGACGAUCUCGAUGCGGUCCGUCUCGAAGUUGAUGAAGUCCUGCAGGAUGGACCUGAAGAUCUCGCCGGCCUGCUGGGCCGUCGGGGAGGUGGUGCACUCGUAGCCCCUCUCCCAGCCCUCGGUCUUGCGCAAGAAGCUGUUUGCCUUGAGGCCGACCGUCACGAGCCGCACCUUGAAGUCCUGGUUCUCCAGCUCCAGGAUCCUGUCCUUGGCCCGCUGGAUGACUUGCGAGUUGUACGAACCGCACAGCCCGCGGUCGCCCGACACCACAAUGAGCGUGACGGUCUUGGGGUCCGGCCGCGUGUUGAGCAGCGGGAUCUCGUUGGUGUCCACGAACUGGGUGGUCUUGCGCAGGUAGUUGAGCAUCCCAGAUAUCAUCGACUGGAUGCCAGCGUUGAACGGCCGAUUCAAAAUCACCGCGUCCUGCGCACGACGCACCCGGGCGGCCGCCACGGCCUGCAUGGCCUGGGUCAGCUUGGCUGUGUUCUUGACUGACGAGAUCCGCUCCUUGAGCGUGAAAAGGUCACCCUUGCCCAUCGAGAUGCCGGGGGAGCGGGGAGAGAGCGCGCGAUGCCUCGCCAUGCGGCUGAGCACUGCGCUGUUGGCAAAGCCGUUCCUCCCACUGCCGACGCCUGGGCUGAGGAAGGCAGCACGCGAGGGGGAGGGGGGAAGGGAUCUCGCUGCCGACGCCGUCGCCAAUACCGCUGCCACCAGCGGCAGGGACGUGAGGCCACACUUCAUUUCGGCAGACAAACGCCACCUGCACAGAAAAAAUGCCCACAAGCGUAUCGAUCCUUGGGCUUUUCGACUUCGCCAGAUCCUGUGAUGUCCGAAUUCACCUGUUGUGAUGCCUGUGGCUCUCGUCUUUCGCAGCGGGUUGGUGGUUGGUCGACCCUAACAUAUAUCGC